Messenger RNA from Brassica oleracea var. oleracea, 702 nucleotides. RefSeq lists its product as uncharacterized. Lineage: Eukaryota; Viridiplantae; Streptophyta; Magnoliopsida; Brassicales; Brassicaceae. The coding region runs from base 122 to 397 and encodes 91 amino acids. The record is from RefSeq and is a predicted model, not a curated record. The transcript has a single exon.
CUCUCUCAGUAAACUAUUUUGCCAAUUGAGUGUAUAUUAUAUAAUCCACUCUUUGCGAUCAUUUUAACUAACAAAAAAAGAGAAAAACCAAUACAAAGAGAAAGGAUCAAAUAUUGCAGCGAUGAGAUCUUUGUACUCCUUCACCUUAAUGAUUUGUGUUCUCGUCUUGGCCAUGUUGAUUAUGGUUGCUGAUUCUUCAUAUGGCGAAGGUGGGAAAAAACGCGCUCCUCCAGCAAUGGCUCCUUCACCAUCACCAAGUAAUGACGGUGGUCAUUUUGGUGGACCCAAAAAAACUCUUCCACCACCUCCAAACACAGCCACUUUCACAGUUUGCCCACAACUAAUUAUCUCCGCAACAGUGGCGACUACUGUUAGUGUCUUGGUUUUCAUCUUGUAAUUCCUUCGUCUCGACUUUGUUUCUCAAGCUUCUUUUCUUUGAUGAAUUUGUUUUCGUUCGUCUUUGCUGUGAUCGGUGGGAUUUGUACCGAGUUUCAAACUUCUCUGUUGUUGUUCAAUAAAACAAAAAAACUACUAUAUAUAUUGUUGUACUUGAAAUCCCAGUACAUAGAGAGUUCACGUUUGCAUGUACCGAUGGGUUUAUGAUCUGGUGUAAUGGAUUGGGAGCUGUUAUCAGCUAACUUAUAAGACCAUCUCCAAUCCACCUCUAUAAUAUAAAUCUCUAAAAUAGAAAAAAAAAAUAGA